Messenger RNA from Oreochromis niloticus (Nile tilapia), 3639 nucleotides. RefSeq names its product methyltransferase-like protein 4. Bases 144 to 1463 code for a protein of 439 amino acids. Gene Ontology annotation, molecular function: RNA methyltransferase activity; site-specific DNA-methyltransferase (adenine-specific) activity; nucleic acid binding. NCBI's taxonomy places the organism in Eukaryota, Metazoa, Chordata, Actinopteri, Cichliformes, Cichlidae. The transcript has 9 exons. The record is from RefSeq and is a predicted model, not a curated record. Gene Ontology annotation, biological process: methylation. Gene Ontology annotation, cellular component: nucleus; cytosol.
UCUACGUGGGUAAACGACUGAGUUUUACCGCGCAAGUUUCGGUUUUAUUUUCAGAGAAAUAGGCUCGUUUGCGUUCACGUGUCCGGUUGCUCUCCAGCACGAGCUUAAAUCCCGUUUGAUAUCAAACAACACCCCCUUUAACGAUGUCCGUGGUGCUCCACGGAAGCCUCGGCUGGGUUUUGGAUUCAUGCUCGCUUAUCGAGCGGGGAUAUUCGCCGUGCAUACGAUGGAGAGAGAAUCAGAAGUCAGCUGUCAAGUGUAGUUUCAAAAGGCAGUGCUUCCAGGUUUUCAAGAGCUACUAUAACGAGAAUAACAGAGCAGAUGUGGAUGCAGGGAACACGGAGGUGCUGCAGAAAACAUGCAAACCCUCAAAGAAAAGGAAACGAAAACACCAUGAACUCAACCAAGGGGAAAUUGAUUCACUGGUCUUUCACGAGAAGAUAAAGUCUGUUAUUCUGGAGGGAACCAAGUACUUGGUGGAUUCUGCACAACCGCUCGGCUAUCUGAAUGGACAGACAAACGUGGACAAAGAGCCUCUUCCUUCACAGGAGUGCAACCUCGCUGCUCUUUGUGAAAUGGCUAAAGAUCUCCCUCUGGUGGAGGAUGAGGAGCAGGAACGGGGCGCUCAGUUACUUGUUGGCGAGGAUGGCUGUACGUCUCACGUCGACUUGUUCUCUCAGGUGACAGAGAACAAGGCGGACUGGGCUACCGUGGUUACCCUGAUGGGAGAGGAGUAUGUAAUACCCCCACACACGGCUUUCCUGCUGUCUGAUUUCACGAGGAUACAGCCAUUAGUCCACUACGGAACAAGGUUCGACCUAAUCGUUAUGGAUCCACCAUGGGAAAACAAGUCUGUGAAAAGAAGUCGCAGAUACGGCUCGUUGCCCUCAUCCCAGCUAAAGCGGCUCCCUAUUCCCCUGCUGGCAUCUCCAAACUGUUUAGUGGUGACCUGGGUGACAAACCGGCCAAGCCACCUGCGUUUUGUCCGUGAUGAGCUGUAUCCACAUUGGGGCGUAGAAGUUGUGGCCGAAUGGUUCUGGGUCAAGGUCACCACAUUUGGGCAAUUUGUGUUUCCGCUAGACUCACCACACAAGAAACCGUAUGAAGUCUUGGUCCUGGGCCGAUAUCGUUGCUCUGCUGAUAUCUCAGAGAGCCCCUCAGAGACAUCAGAGGUGCCUGUGGAGGAUCAGCGUUUGAUUGUCAGUGUCCCAUCAGCUCUGCACUCUCAGAAGCCUUCGCUGUCAGAGGUGCUGAAGCCAUACAUUGGAGCUGAAGACAAGUGCUUGGAGCUGUUUGCACGAAGUCUUCAACCAGGAUGGACCAGCUGGGGCAACGAAGUGCUCAAAUUUCAGAAUGUUAGCUAUUUCAAUUUGACACCUGUAGAUGAAAAAGCAGAAGUUGAGGAUGACCGCACAGCCAAAGAAAAACAAGCACAAGGGUUCGAUUCACCUGGGAAAACCUGACCUCCUGACCGGUGUCUCUCCACUGAUGUCUGUUGCCUGUGGAUGCACCAGGCCAUGAUGAUGUGUGUGCAGAAGGUGUUGGCGUCACAGUGUGCAGGAAUCACGCCUGGUGAAACGAAGGAGGAGCCAGUCCAAGUCACCCCACUGUGCCCAGAGCCUCCAGGUGAUGCAAGCCCCCGAAGCACACAGGACAUCAGAACAUCGUCAGGUGAAGUGGCCCCAAGCUAGAAAGGACAAGGAGUGGCUCCAGUUCGAUAAAGACAUCGAUACCAUCUUGGAAGCAACUGCCAAAGGAGAAGCUGGACGACGCCUCAAGACAAUCACCACAAUUAUCAUCAGCCUAGCUGUAGAGAGGUUCUGGCAAGAGGACAAGCGAAUAGCAAAGCCCCCUACACCAUGAACAAAAGAGCGAGAAAGAUACAUAAACUAAGACAGGAACUGAAGAGCCUAAGGCAGCAGUUCAAGGUUUCGAGUGAAAAGGAGAGGGGACCUCCUGCAGAGCCACGUAGCAAAAUCUGCAAGAAGUUAAUUACCUUGAGGAGAGCCAAGUGGCACAGCAGGAGGAGGAAGGAGAGGUCCAGAAGGCGAGCCGCCUUCCUAGCGAAUCCAUUUGCGGUCACAGCUGCUAAGAGAGAAGCGCAGUGGUCAACUCGCCUGCUCUAAAACAGAGGUCGACCACUACCUCAAGGAGGCUUACAGCGAUGAAUGUAUAGAGCAAGAUAUUGGUCCCUGUCGGGCCCUGAUCAAUCCAUCUGCACCAGAGCAGGAAUUUGAUGGGAAGGAGCCCAGCUGGAAGGAGAUCCAGGAGGUGGUCAAAAGGGCAGGAGCAAGCUCUGCUCCUGGGCCCAGCAGAGUACCUUACAAGGUUUAUGAGAACUGUCCAAGGCUACUUACUGGACUCUGAGGGCGAUCUAGUGGAGGGGUAAGGUAGCAAACCAGUGGAGACAAGCAGAGGGUGUGUGGAUCCCAAAGGAGGAUAAGUCCAAAAAUAUCGAUCAGUUCCAAAACAUGUUGCUAUUGACUGUUGAAGGGAAGAUCUUCUUCAACACCAUCGCCAGGCGACUGACAGAAUACCUUCUGAAGAACUCCUGUAUUGAUAACUCAAUCCAGAAAGGAGGGAUCCCGAAAGUACCAGGGUGUCUGGAGCACAAACACAUGGUCACACAGCUUAUUAGGGAAGUCAGGGAGAACAAAGGGGACCUGGCAGUACUAUGGCUCGACCUCACAAAUGCCUACAGAUCCAUACCCCACAAGCUGGUAGAACAGGCAACGAGCCGGCUUUAUAUUCCAAAGACGUUCAGAGACCUCAUCAAGGACAGUGUUAGGGUUGAUUGUUUGAUUUUGUAUUAAAAUUAUUAAAUAAAGCAGUUUUAAUUAUUUUAUUUAUACACAAUUCAAAUGUGCUCAUAAACGAGUUGGCGUUCCGUGUUUUGAGGGUCAUAAACUUCGCCUGGCACUAUGACUGGGCUGAAAUACUGCAUGUACGCGUAGAGUGCAGAGGGUUUUUUGUACCAAUGCUUAUAUACACUAAUAAUGGUUAGAAUAAGUAUCUCUGGGCCAGAGAGUCCGAACAAGUCCUGAACCAGACCUAGAAUCAGUAGAGGAACAAUGAAUAAUAACAGAUAGAUAAUCAAGGCUAUGCAGGGUGUGUUUUUGUGUCUAUGUCUUUCUGAUUCCAGGAGGAGUGGAUAUGAGGCAUGGAGUGGAUUCAAAAGGAGCCAUCAGGAUGGGUCCUGGGAGAAGAUAACCAUAAUAAUCUUUGUUAUUGUUGCAGUAUAUAAACUGCCUGAUGAUGGUCAUCUUUUCCGUGAAACAGUUCGCUGGUUUACACAAAAGUUCGGCGCUGUAAAACUUGUAAUUUCAAACGCCGAAGCAAAUGAAAUCUUUUUAAACAACAGAUAUUUUGUUGAGUCUGUGCUUCCACAGGUCCCGCUAGUUUAGAAACUUAUUCUCGUGAAGGACGAAGACAAGACAGAACAUCUUCAACCGGUCUUUUACUCGCUAGCGAGGGAAGGCUGAUUGGAACCAGGCCCCCAGAGCUUAACGCUCCUCACCUGUCUCCAGCCCAACUCCUUCAAAAAGCAGCCCUCCUCGUAGCCUUUCAUUGAAAACACAGUUGCAACACACACAACAGUUUACACAAGCACCUCCCACCGUAACCCCCCCCCCAAUGGUU